AUGCCUCUAGUCAUCUUCUGGCAGCUCAUCAGCAUUUGUGGAGCGUUCACUCUGGGCUACGAGACACUCGGCGAGACAAAUAAGUGCACGAUGUUUGCUCGGGUGACUGUACAAGAGGGCCGGGCUGUUUGUCUGCAGAUUACCUCGUACAUUUACGCGGCGACCUCCGAACCGGCGCAGAUCCGCGGCCUUUGGGGAAGCAGCGUGGCCCUGGCCCAGAGCGUCCUGGCCGAGCUUCCGGAUCAACUGGCCUCAUUCUUCAAUUCCUACAAGCUAAAACCCCCGAACGCCGUCAACGUGCCCGAGUCCUUCAAGUAA
Molecule: messenger RNA, 318 nt
Organism: Menidia menidia (Atlantic silverside)
Lineage: Eukaryota; Metazoa; Chordata; Actinopteri; Atheriniformes; Atherinopsidae
Source: the annotation of a GenBank genome assembly